This is a messenger RNA of Bombyx mori (domestic silkworm), 872 nucleotides long. RefSeq lists its product as uncharacterized. The record is from RefSeq and is a predicted model, not a curated record. The coding region runs from base 130 to 822 and encodes 230 amino acids. Lineage: Eukaryota; Metazoa; Arthropoda; Insecta; Lepidoptera; Bombycidae. The transcript is spliced from 4 exons.
GUGUUUAUCCCACUUUCAAACUGUAAGACAGUUUGAAGACCAAGAAUUGAAUAAUAAAAAACACAAUUGAGUAGGAAAAUUUCUAAAUUCGAGUUCAGAUUUUCUUUUUUUUUUUCAUUCAACUGUAAAAUGAAUAUAAUUCUAAGACAUCUAGGGAUUAUUAUGAUGUUGAUGUGUUACGUUAUAUUAGGUGCUUGUAAUGAAAUUUAUCCAUCUAAAUCUAAAUUAUUGUCAAGGAGAAGAAGAUAUGUUGCAUUUCCUGAAGGAUCCAGUUUUUCGUGUGCUGGAUGUAUGACUGUGGGUCUCAUAGGGCAACCGGCUCCAUCGACAGCCCCCGGCACGUUCACCUUUGGGCUCAACUGGGCCAUUGCUUAUGAGCUGCCCAAUGCAACCGAAACCACAGCUUUCUACACACAAAAGUACAAAUACAAGAAACCUGUCCAUCAGAGGAGAAGCAGGAGGGAAUUGUAUGAGAAGAUUGAGACUAUUUUGGACAGCAUGGGUUACAGCGGUAGACAAUGUAUACUAAAGACUUUGUGUGAGACCACACAGCGCAUAGUUCCUCACGGAGAAAAUAUGGUUGAAGAAGUAUUCCGUUCGCUAUUCACAUUACCAAUGGUUAAAGUUUUAUCAUCGGAGCCUCUCGAACACACCAUCUAUGAUUCAGCACAUCGCUUAGGAGUCCUUCUUCAGAACUGCGACGCCAUGUUCAACUGUCCUAUAUCUCUGGUGGAUUGGGCCAAAGGAUAUUAUAAUGCUCCAUCUCCUAAUGUGGAUACUUUGAGAAAUCCUUGGGCUUUGUUCAGCAGCAACUUUGGAUGAUUGGUUAAGCUUUUCGUUGAACCAGUUUUUAUUAAAUUUGUCUUAUACCA